GUCUUUGUCACAUACGAAGAAGGAACGGAAGAAGGAAGCUUAGAGGAACAGCGGAGAGAAAGAGAAUAUGGAGGAGAAGCGGGAGAAGGCCGGGCUGCAACAAGGGAUCACAGUAGAAGAGGAGGAAGGGAAGGACGUGGUGCUUCCGGGAUUCCGGUUUCAUCCCACCGAUGAAGAGCUCGUCGGCUUUUACCUGCGGAGGAAAGUUGCGAAGAAGGCCUUCAGCAUAGACAUCAUCAAAGAGAUCGAUAUCUACAAGCAUGAUCCUUGGGAUCUUCCAAAAGUCAUGAGCUCUGCCGGAGAGAAGGAAUGGUACUUCUUUUGCCUGAGAGGUAGGAAGUACAGGAACAGCAUCAGGCCGAACAGGGUCACCGGAUCCGGAUUCUGGAAGGCCACCGGCAUCGACAGGUCCAUAUGCUCCGCCGGUCGCUGCAUCGGCCUCAAGAAGUCCCUCGUUUACUACACAGGCAGCGCCGGGAAAGGCACCAAGACGGACUGGAUGAUGCACGAGUUCCGCCUUCCUUGCACCAACACCGACAACACUUGCCCUACCAUGCAAGAAGCUGAGAUUUGGACGAUAUGCCGAAUCUUUCAGCGGAGUAUUGCCGCCCCCAAGAGAAGCUGGAGGGAUUCGAUCAGCAAGAAAAAAUCUGAUGACGGGAACGACGAGUUCAGGUUCGAUGCCUCCUCGGACUGCCAAACGCAUGAAAGCCAGCGGAACUCGGUGGCGCAGGCUCCCAUGGCGGCGUUGCACUCCGACGUGGGACCGACUCCCUACGCGAAUGACUUCUUCCCGGAUGGCAACUGGGACGAGCUUGGAAGGAUGGUGGAGUUCAUGACAGUUCAAAAUGUGUUCUCUUACUGUAAAUAACAACAUGGAAUGCUGACAAGAAGAAGUAGAUGCAACUUCAACAUGAUACGAGGCAUCUUAUACAUGCAGGAGGAGGUCGAGUAGCUGCUGGUUUUUGGCCUGAGGAAAUCUUCCUUGUUUGAUGCCAAGAACAAGAAAUGGCUUCUUGGCAUGACUUGUACCUGAAGCAACAAGAACAAGUUUGACGUGGUUUCGUUGACUGACUUGUAGAAAAACUGAAGAGAGAGAUCUUCUCGAAGCCUAUAAUUUCAUGAAACUUGUAGAUAUCUAUUUGCUUGUCCCGAUCGAGGCUUCCAUAAUGUGGCUUAUAAUAAUGUAUAUGUUGCUUUCGCUAUCAUAGACUUAAAAGCAUAA
Molecule: messenger RNA, 1225 nt
Organism: Musa acuminata AAA Group (dessert banana)
Lineage: Eukaryota; Viridiplantae; Streptophyta; Magnoliopsida; Zingiberales; Musaceae
Product: transcription factor JUNGBRUNNEN 1
Exons: 3
Coding region: 68-871 (267 amino acids)
Biological process (GO): regulation of DNA-templated transcription
Molecular function (GO): DNA binding
Source: RefSeq, a predicted model, not a curated record